GCGGGGUCGCGGAGCCGCCGGGAGCGGGCGCGGAGCCCGGCGCCGCCGCCGCCGGAGGGGAAGCGGCCAAGGACGCCCCGCGGGGCCCCGCCGCCGCCGACACCCCCAUGGGAUCAGAGCGGAUGGAGAUGCGCAAGCGGCAGAUGUCUACGACCCAGGAGACCCCAGGCGCUGCACAGGCUCAGCACAGCACGGGCAAUCGAGGGUCCAACGCCUGCUGCUUUUGUUGGUGCUGCUGCUGCAGCUGCUCAUGUCUUACUGUUAGAAAUCAAGAGGAAGAGAGAACAAGGAGAACAUCCCAUGAACUCCAAGCAGAGGGUAUUCCAAACUGUGAGGAAAGCCCUGCUCCUACUCUUGAAGAAGUAAAUGCCUGGGCUCAAUCAUUUGACAAGUUGAUGUUUACGCCAGCCGGCCGAAAUGCUUUUCGUGAAUUUCUACGAACAGAAUUCAGUGAAGAAAACAUGCUUUUCUGGAUGGCCUGUGAGGAACUGAAACAAGAGUCCAACAAAAGUGUUAUUGAAGAAAAAGCAAGACUAAUUUAUGAAGAUUACAUUUCUAUCCUUUCUCCAAAAGAGGUCAGUCUGGACUCCAGAGUAAGGGAAGUUAUUAACCGAAAUAUGCUGGAACCCUCACAACACACCUUCGAUGAUGCACAGCUUCAAAUUUAUACCUUAAUGCACAGAGACUCCUACCCACGGUUUAUGAACUCUGCUAUUUAUAAGGACUUGCUUCGGUCCUUAUCUGAAAAAUCCAUCGAAGCGUAG
Messenger RNA from Cygnus atratus (black swan), 764 nucleotides. It is a transcript of the gene RGS20, whose product is annotated as regulator of G protein signaling 20. The record is from RefSeq and is a predicted model, not a curated record. The coding region runs from base 108 to 764 and encodes 218 amino acids. The transcript has 5 exons. NCBI's taxonomy places the organism in Eukaryota, Metazoa, Chordata, Aves, Anseriformes, Anatidae.